CGGCGACUGGAGUGAGCGCCCGGCUCGCCGCGCCGACCAGGGCCCGGGCAGGGCCUCGCGCGGGGCCGCGUUCUGCCCCUCAGGCCCGGGGCCGCGUCGGCCGCCGCGCUUCGUCCGCUCCCGGUGAUUUCCUAGAAGCAUGAUUGUUUGUUGCACUUGACCUCACAACCUGGUGAGGACUUCUUUACUGAUAAUGUCAAGUUCAGGUUAUCCUCCCAACCAAGGAGCAUUCAGCACGGAGCAAAGUCGCUAUCCUCCCCACUCUGUUCAGUACACCUUUCCCAGCACCCGUCACCAGCAGGAGUUUGCAGUCCCUGAUUAUCGUUCUUCUCAUCUCGAAGUCAGUCAGGCCUCACAGCUCUUGCAGCAACAGCAGCAGCAGCAGCUUCGCAGACGACCUUCCCUGCUUUCAGAGUUUCACCCAGGUUCUGACAGGCCUCAAGAAAGGAGAACUGGGUAUGAGCAGUUUCACCCCGGCCCUUCCCCGGUGGACCAUGAUUCACUGGAAUCCAAGCGACCACGUCUGGAGCAGGUUUCUGAUUCCCAUUUCCAGCGGGUGAGCGCUGCGGUCUUACCGUUAGUGCACACGCUGCCAGAAGGGGUGAGGUCUUCUGCAGAUGCUAAGAAGGAUCCAGCAUUUGGAGUCAAACAUGAAGCUCCUUCCUCUCCAAUCUCUGGGCAACCAUGUGGAGAUGAUCAAAAUGCUUCACCUUCAAAACUUUCAAAGGAAGAGUUAAUACAGAGUAUGGAUCGUGUAGAUCGAGAAAUUGCAAAAGUAGAACAGCAGAUCCUUAAACUGAAAAAGAAACAACAACAGCUUGAAGAAGAAGCCGCUAAACCUCCAGAGCCUGAGAAGCCUGUGUCCCCUCCUCCCGUGGAGCAGAAACACCGCAGUAUUGUCCAAAUUAUUUACGAUGAAAAUCGGAAAAAAGCAGAAGAAGCUCAUAAAAUAUUUGAAGGUCUUGGCCCAAAAGUUGAACUGCCACUCUAUAACCAGCCAUCAGAUACCAAGGUGUACCAUGAGAACAUCAAGACUGGAGUACCUGCAAGGCGCAUGAUGAAAAACCAGGUGAUGAGGAAAAAACUCAUUUUAUUUUUUAAAAGAAGAAAUCAUGCAAGAAAACAAAGGGAGCAAAAAAUCUGCCAACGUUAUGAUCAGCUCAUGGAGGCAUGGGAGAAAAAAGUGGACAGAAUAGAAAAUAAUCCUCGGAGGAAAGCUAAAGAAAGCAAAACAAGGGAGUAUUAUGAAAAGCAGUUUCCAGAAAUUCGAAAACAAAGAGAACAGCAAGAACGGUUUCAGCGAGUUGGGCAGAGGGGAGCUGGUCUUUCAGCCACCAUUGCUAGGAGUGAACAUGAGAUUUCUGAAAUUAUUGAUGGACUCUCUGAACAGGAGAAUAAUGAGAAACAAAUGCGACAGCUCUCUGUGAUCCCACCUAUGAUGUUUGAUGCAGAACAGAGAAGGGUCAAGUUCAUUAACAUGAAUGGGCUUAUGGAGGACCCUAUGAAGGUUUAUAAAGAUAGGCAGUUCAUGAAUGUUUGGACUGACCAUGAGAAGGAGAUCUUUAAGGACAAGUUUAUCCAGCAUCCAAAAAACUUUGGACUAAUUGCAUCUUACUUGGAAAGGAAGAGUGUUCCUGAUUGUGUUUUAUAUUACUACUUAACCAAGAAAAAUGAGAAUUAUAAAGCCCUAGUAAGAAGGAACUAUGGAAAACGCAGAGGAAGAAACCAGCAGCAAAUUGCCCGACCCUCGCAAGAAGAAAAAGUAGAAGAAAAAGAAGAAGAUAAAGCAGAAAAAACAGAAAAAAAAGAGGAGGAAAAGAAAGAUGAAGAAGAAAAAGAUGAAAAGGAGGACUCUAAAGAAAACACCAAGGAAAAGGAUAAGACAGAAAGUACGGCAGAAGAAACUGAGGAGAGAGAGCAGGCCACGCCCCGGGGCCGAAAGACUGCCAACAGUCAGGGCCGCCGAAAGGGCCGGGUCACCAGGUCCAUGACCAGCGAGGCUGCGGCUGCCAGUGCUGCGGCUGCUGCAGCCACCGAGGAGCCCCCGCCACCUCUGCCACCGCCGCCAGAACCCAUUUCUAUAGAACCUGUAGAAACCUCUCGAUGGACAGAAGAAGAAAUGGAAGUUGCUAAAAAAGGUCUGGUCGAACAUGGCCGUAACUGGGCGGCAAUUGCCAAGAUGGUGGGGACUAAAAGUGAGGCCCAGUGUAAAAACUUCUAUUUUAACUAUAAGAGACGGCACAAUCUUGACAACCUCUUGCAGCAGCAUAAACAGAAAGCCUCACGGAAGCCUCGUGAAGAGCGAGAUGUGUCUCAGUGUGAAAGUGUAGCUUCCACAGUUUCUGCUCAGGAGGACGAGGACAUCGAGGCCUCCAACGAAGAGGAAAAUCCCGAGGACAGUGAAGGUGCUGAAAAUAGUUCUGAUACAGAAAGUGCUCCUUCUCCUUCACCAGUUGAAGCUGUCAAGCCCGGCGAAGACAGCACUGAAAACGCGCCUCCUCGAGGGACCACGGAGCCUGCGGCCGAGCUGGAGGCCACACCCGACACCGUGCCCAGGGCCUCUCCCUCGCUGGCAGUUCCGAGCACAAAAGCAGCCGAGGCUGACAGUGUGGAGACCCAGGCGAACGACAGCAUGGCAGUGGACACGGCAGAGCCGAUGGAUGUGGAGCACGAGGAAUGCGGGGCUGAAGGCAUUUCUGCUCUGGGCCUCCCCUCGGCCGCCAAGGCUGAUGCUGUGGAUGUUGAAAUGGCAGAAAGCAGUCCAUCCAGAGUCGAAGGGGACCCGGAAGACAGAGACCUGGAGAGAAGCAGCGAGAAGCCGGAGCCUGGAGACGACGACCUAGGGGUGGCCCAGCAGAUGAGCGCCCCGAGGCCCGAGCUCCCCUCUGACCACGACUCCAGUGCCACAUGCAGUGCUGAUGAGGAUGUGGACGGGGAACCUGAGAGGCAGCGAAUGUUUCCUAUGGAUUCAAAACCUUCAUUGUUAAACCCCACUGGAUCUAUACUGGUCUCGUCUCCAAUAAAACCAAAUCCACUGGACCUGCCACAGCUUCAGCAUCGAGCUGCUGUCAUCCCGCCAAUGGUUUCCUGCACCCCAUGUAACAUACCGAUUGGCACUCCGGUGAGCGGCUUCGCCCUCUACCAGCGACACAUCAAAGCCAUGCAUGAGUCAGCGCUUCUGGAGGAGCAGCGGCAGAGGCAGGAGCAGACGGACCUGGAGCGCAGGGGCUCGGCGAGCCCGCGUGGCGCCCCCAAGAGCCCGAACAGAGAGCGGGAAGUCCUCCAGCCUGCUCCGCAUCAAGUGAUAACUAACCUCCCUGAAGGGGUUCGGCUUCCAACAACUCGACCCACUAGGCCACCUCCUCCUCUCAUCCCAUCAUCCAAAACCACAGUGGCUUCAGAAAAACCAUCUUUUAUACUGGGAGGCUCCAUCUCACAGGGAACACCCGGCACUUACUUGCCUUCUCCUAAUCAGGCCUCCUAUGCUCCCGAGGCAGCGAAGCCCUCGGCGGGCUCCAUCUCCCUGGGACUGCCGCGGCAGCAGGAGGCCGCCAAGCCAGCUACUGUGCCCUACAUCAAGCAAGAAGAGUUUUCUCCCCGAAGCCAGAACUCACAACCUGAGGGUUUAUUGGUCAGAGCCCAACAUGAAGGAGUGGUCAGAGGUGCCACAGGAGCCGUUCAAGAAGGAAGUAUAACUCGGGGAACUCCCUCCAGCAAGCUUUCUGUGGAGAGCGUCCCAUCCCUCCGGGGCUCUAUCACCCAGGGGACCCCGGCUCUGUCCCAGGCUGGCAUACCAACUGAGGCUUUGGUAAAGGGACCCAUUUCUAGACUCUCCAUUGAAGAGAGCAGUCCUGAGAAAGGCCGAGAGGAAGCUGCAUCCAAAGGCCAUGUUAUUUAUGAAGGCAAAAGUGGACACAUCUUAUCUUACGAUAAUAUUAAGAAUGCCCGAGAAGGGACGAGGAGCCCGAGAACAGCUCAUGAAAUCAGUCUCAAAAGAAGCUAUGAGUCAGUGGAAGGAGCUCUAAAGCAAGGAUUGUCCAUGAGGGAGUCUCCUGUGUCAGCACCGCUGGAGGGGCUGAUCUGCCGAGCAUUACCCAGGGGUAGCCCUCACUCUGACCUCAAAGAAAGGACUGUGCUGUCUGGUUCCAUAAUGCAGGGCACACCAAGAGCGACAGCUGAAAGUUUUGAAGAUGGCCUUAAGUACCCCAAACAGAUUAAAAGGGAGAGUCCGCCCAUACGAGCGUUUGAAGGUGCCAUUACCAAAGGAAAACCUUACGACGGCAUCACCACCAUCAAAGAGAUGGGGCGCUCCAUCCAUGAGAUCCCACGGCAAGAUGUUUUAACUCAGGAAAGCCAGAAAACCCCCGAAGUGGUGCAGAGCACGAGGCCCAUGGUCGAGGGCUCCAUCUCCCAGGGCACACCCGUCAAGUCUGACAGCAGUUCAGGCCAAUCCGCCAUCAAGCACAACGUCAAGUCCUUGGUCGCGGGGCCUAGCAGACUGCCCCGUGGGCUGCCUCCACUGGAAAUUAGGCCAGAGAGCAUAAAAGCGGUCGAACGGGGGAAAUACGAGGAUGUGAAAGCAGGCGAGCCUGUGCGUUCCCGGCACACGUCGGUGGUAAGCUCUGGCCCCUCGGUUCUCAGGUCAACGCUUCACGAAGCUCCCAAAGCACAGCUGAGCCCGGGGAUUUACGAGGACGCCAGCGCACGGCGGCCGCCGGGGAGUUACGCCGGCACCGCGUCCAGAGGCUCGCCCAUGAUGAGCAGAGCUCCCGACGUUACGAUUUCUUCUAGCAAGUCUACCAGUCAUGAAAGGAAAUCGACACUGACCCCUACCCAGAGAGAAAGCAUCACAGCAAAGUCUCCCGUUCCUGGGGUAGACCCUGCAGUGAGCCACAGCCCUUUUGAACCGCACCACAGGGCCGGUGCCCCAGGGGAGGUUUACCGGAGCCAUCUGCCCACACAUCUGGACCCAGCCAUGCCAUUUCACCGGGCUCUGGAUCCCGCAGCUGCUGCUUACCUGUUCCAGAGACAGCUGUCACCAACCCCAGGUUACCCCAGCCAGUACCAGCUCUAUGCGAUGGAGAACACGCGGCAGACGAUCCUCAACGACUACAUCACCUCACAGCAGAUGCAAGUGGGCCUGCGCCCGGACGCGGCCAGAGGGCUGUCCCCCCGGGAGCAGCAGCUGGGUCUUCCGUACCCAGCGGCCAGGGGAAUCAUUGACCUGACCAACAUGCCCCCAGCAAUUUUAGUGCCUCAUCCAGGGGGAACAAGCACUCCCCCCAUGGACAGAAUCACUUACAUUCCUGGAACACAGGUCACCUUCCCUCCCCGGCCGUACAACUCUGCGUCCCUGUCUCCAGGACACUCAACACACCUCGCUGCUGCGGCAAACGCUGAAAGAGAGCGGGAGCGGGAGAAGGAGCGGGAGCGCCUCGCCGCCGCCUCCUCAGACCUCUACCUGCGGCCAGGCUCAGAGCAGCCCGGCCGGCCCAGCAGCCACGGCUACGUUCGCUCACCGUCUCCUUCAGUCAGAGCUCAGGAGACCCUGCUGCAGCAGAGACCCAGCGUUUUCCAGGGAACCAACGGAACCAGCGUGAUCACACCUUUGGACCCCAGCGCACAGCUACGGAUCAUGCCGCUGCCUGCCGGGGGCCCUUCCAUCAGCCAGGGCCUGCCGGCCUCCCGUUACAAUACUGCUGCGGACGCCCUGGCUGCUCUUGUGGACGCUGCAGCGUCUGCUCCCCAGAUGGACGUGUCCAAAACAAAAGAGAGUAAGCAUGAAGCUGCCAGGUUAGAAGAAAAUUUGAGGAGCAGGUCAGCAGCAGUUAGUGAGCAGCAGCUAGAGCAGAAAAGCCUGGAGGCGGAGAAGAGACCCGGUCAGUGUCUGUACACUUCUUCAGCCCUGCCGAGUGGCAAGCCCCAGCCUCAUUCUGCAGUAGUUUACCCUGAGGCUGGGAAAGAGAAAGGGCCUCCUCCAAAAUCCAGAUAUGAGGAAGAGCUAAGGACCCGAGGGAAGACUACCAUUACCGCAGCUAACUUCAUAGACGUGAUCAUCACCCGGCAGAUUGCCUCGGACAAGGACGCAAGGGAACGCGGCUCCCAGAGUUCAGACUCUUCCGGUAGCCUAUCUUCUCACCGGUAUGAAACACCUGGCGACGCCAUUGAGGUGAUAAGCCCUGCCAGCUCCCCCGCGCCGCCCCCCGAGAGGCUGCAGGCCUACCAACCGGAGGUCGUGAAGGCGAGCCAGGCAGAAAACGAAGCCUGCAGGCAGUACGAAGGACCGCUGCACCACUAUCGGCCGCAGCCGGAGUCACCCUCCCCGCAGCCGCCACCACCCCCGUCUUCACAGGCCGAGGGGGUGGGGCCGGUGCCCAGGACACACCGACUCAUCACACUUGCUGAUCACAUCUGUCAAAUUAUCACGCAAGAUUUUGCUAGAAAUCAAGUUCCCUCGCAGCCUCCCCAGCAGCCUCCCACUUCUACAUUCCAAAAUUCACCAUCUGCUUUGGUGUCUACACCCGUGAGGACUAAAACAUCAAACCGCUACAGCCCAGAAUCCCAGUCUCAGUCUCUUCACCAUCAAAGACCAGGUGCCAGGGUCUCUCCGGAAAAUCUUGUGGACAAAUCCAGGGGAAGUAUCAGGCCUGGAAAGUCCCCAGAGAGGAGUCACGUCUCUAGCGAGCCCUACGAGCCCAUCUCCCCACCCCAGGUUCCAGUUGUGCACGAGAAACAGGACAGCGUGCUGCUCCUGGCCCAGCGCGGAGCCGAGCCUGCGGAGCAGAGGAAUGAUCCCCGAUCACCAGGGAGUAUCAGCUACUUGCCUUCAUUCUUCACCAAGCUGGAAAGCACCUCACCCAUGGUUCAAUCCAAGAAGCAGGAGAUCUUUCGUAAGUUGAACUCCUCUGGUGGAGGUGACUCUGAUAUGGCAGCUGCUCAGCCAGGAACUGAGAUCUUUAACUUGCCGGCAGUCACCACCUCAGGCUCCGUGAGCUCCCGAGGUCAUUCCUUUGCUGACCCUGCCAGCAACCUCGGGCUGGAGGACAUCAUCCGGAAGGCGCUCAUGGGGAGCUUUGAAGACAAAGUGGAGGACCACGGGGUCGCCGUGCCCCAGCCCCUGGGGGGGGUGCCCGGUGGCGGUGGCGCCGGCGCCUCGGUGGUGCCCAGCGGGGAGGCCCGCCGAGAGGAAGGGGACCCGUCACCUCACUCAGGAGGAGUUUGCAAACCAAAGCUGAUCGGCAAGUCAAACAGCAGGAAAUCGAAAUCUCCCAUCCCGGGGCAAGGCUACUUGGGAGCUGAACGGCCCUCGUCGGCCUCCUCGGUGCACUCAGAAGGGGAUUACCACAGGCAGACGCCAGGCUGGGCCUGGGAGGACAGGCCUUCCUCGACAGGCUCGACGCAGUUCCCCUACAACCCCCUGACCAUGCGGAUGCUCAGCAGCACGCCCCCUGCGCCCGCCGCCUGCGCGCCCGCCGCCUGCGCGCCCGCCGCCUGCGCGCCCGCCUCCGCCAGCCCCGCCGCCCCUCACCAGCCGAGCAGGAUCUGGGAUCGGGAGCCGGCCCCGCUGCUCUCCGCGCAGUAUGAGACGCUGUCCGACAGCGACUGACCUGCGGGAAGGGGUCCCGGGGCCCCCCGGGUGGGGGAGGGGCUCUGGUUUCUGGGGCUUUCAGUUUUAAUUGCAGGCCAAAAGCCUGCCCUGCUAGGACUUGUGCCCAGAGACUUUUCAGGAGAGCCUGGGCCACAGACGACGACGAAAUGAUGGAAGUUUAUUUCAAGAGUCAAAUGAGGGGAAAAGGCUGCCCUGAUAUAGGCAGUUCAGUGGAUUAUAAUAAUAGUGGAGGGUUGGAAUGUAGAGUUUUUAAAAAGUGGAUAAUCCCUGUUCUUACAUCUGUUUGUAAAGAAAAUCAUAAUGUCUUUAAAUCACUCUUCUGUAAAUAGAUGACCUUUUUGCAGUGUUUCCCCUCGCUCUAGUAUCUCGUGUACUUAUAUUCAAAUCAGCGCAUCAGCUCUGGGGGUAAUUUUUUUAAAUCUCGUCUUUUUAACCUUUGCCUUCUAAACAACCUCAUACAGCCCAGUUAUAUACAAUGUUGGCUGUCACGGGCAUUGUACUUUUAUCCAGUUUUGUUUCCUCCGAACUCAGAUUCCCAGUGAUGUUUAAAAUCUUGUGAUAAAUGUUUAGAUUUUUAACACAGACCCUGUCAUAAAAUCUGUACGUUAACGUAUUAGGGUCAAAAGGAGAAACAAAAUUCUGCCAUACUGUAAAUUUCCAGUGCAGGCUUUAAUUUUUUUAAAAUUAGAAGCACUGAAAAAAUAGUACUGCAUGGGUAUUGUUAUAGUUCAGUUUUUAACGUUUUAAAGGCUUAUUUGAGGCAUACCUCACUGUUACGCACACUGGUAAUUAACCAUGCCCAAGAACUCCUUUUCUCCUGCAUUUGAUGCAGCCCAACAAAGCUUUCGUUUUGAAAUAAAUCUGACUGCCCUGUC
Molecule: messenger RNA, 8484 nt
Organism: Kogia breviceps (pygmy sperm whale)
Lineage: Eukaryota; Metazoa; Chordata; Mammalia; Artiodactyla; Physeteridae
Source: RefSeq, a predicted model, not a curated record